AUGCGAGGAUCAAUAUCAACAUCGCUCGCUAUUGCGACUACUAUUCUGAGCGUCGAUGCCAUCAAUCUGGUAAAACGAACAGAUGGACCUUCCCGAGUCGUGGAGUUUCCCAUACAACGAAGAAGUAUUUCGAAUCCAGUUCAACACGACCGACAACGAAUGCAACGACGCGAUGGAACCCUUUCCGUGACUCUGGAUAACGAGGAAACACUUUACUUUAUGAACGCGACGAUCGGGACCCCAGACCAAAGUUUUCGACUACACCUCGAUACUGGAUCCAGCGAUUUGUGGGUGAAUGUAGCUGGCAGUUCACUUUGCACGCAAGACAAUGGCGGCGCUUGCUCAGUAUCCGGGACUUACGAUGCAAAUUCAUCGUCGACGUACAACUACGUGAACAGCGACUUUAACAUCACCUACGUGGACGGAUCGGGGUCAAGCGGCGACUAUGCUACCGACACAGUCAAGUUCGGUGACGUUACCAUCGAGAACCAGCAAUUCGGUAUCGGUUACGAAUCCAGCUCGCAAGAAGGCAUUCUGGGAAUCGGCUACCCAAUUAACGAAGUGGCCGUGGCCUACAAUGGCGGACGACCGUACGCGAAUGUGCCACAGAGUCUGCUGAAUAACGGCGAAAUCUCUACGAACGCAUACAGUCUGUGGCUCAAUGAUCUGGACGCCUCGACGGGCUCCAUCCUCUUUGGCGGUGUCAACUCUGACAAGUACACUGGAUCACUGGAGACCCUUCCCAUCAUCAAGGAACAAGGCGUCUAUGCUGAGUUCAUCAUCGCUCUUACUGGCGUCGGUAUGAACGGGAACGCGGGCAACCUGUCCAGCAACCUUGCCGUCCCAGCUCUUCUGGAUUCUGGCAGCAGCUUGAUGUAUCUUCCCAACAAUGUGACCCAGGAGAUCUACGACGCUGUCGGUGCGUCGUAUGACGCGAACCAGGGCGCCGCCUUUGUUGAUUGUGAUCUCGCCAACUCAGACACUACGAUCGACUUUACCUUCUCGAGUCCGACUAUCCGCGUUGCCAUGAACGAGCUCGUCAUCAUUGCCGGUGUGGACCGUGGUCAGCCCGUGUGUAUCCUCGGAAUUGGACCUGCAGGCUCCAGUACUCCAGUCUUGGGCGAUACAUUCCUGCGAUCUGCUUAUGUCGUCUACGACAUCACCGCCAACGAAAUCUCCCUCGCGCAGACCAACUUCAACUCAACGAGUGACAACGUCAUGGAGAUUACCAACUCCACCGGUGUACCUAGCGCGACCUUGGUACAGAAUGCUGUGACCAGCGUCGCCGUCAGCUCUGGAGGCGCGAGAAUUGGUGAUGGCGGUAUCACCACAACCAUCGAAGGCGCAGCGCAGCCUACCGCGGCACCUGGCUACAACAUGGCAUGGCUGGGCGCAGCCGGUGCCGUGGCUGUGAUGGCGCUUUGA
Molecule: messenger RNA, 1425 nt
Organism: Zasmidium cellare ATCC 36951
Lineage: Eukaryota; Fungi; Ascomycota; Dothideomycetes; Mycosphaerellales; Mycosphaerellaceae
Exons: 1
Coding region: 1-1425 (474 amino acids)
Biological process (GO): proteolysis
Molecular function (GO): aspartic-type endopeptidase activity
Source: RefSeq, a predicted model, not a curated record